Hirsutella rhossiliensis is the source of this 1644-nucleotide messenger RNA. Its product is annotated as MFS/sugar transport protein. Bases 1 to 1644 code for a protein of 547 amino acids. Lineage: Eukaryota; Fungi; Ascomycota; Sordariomycetes; Hypocreales; Ophiocordycipitaceae. The record is from RefSeq and is a predicted model, not a curated record. The transcript is spliced from 6 exons. Gene Ontology annotation, cellular component: membrane. Gene Ontology annotation, molecular function: sucrose:proton symporter activity.
AUGGCGACGCUGGUGGGAGAGCAGUCGGUCAAGGGCAGCACCGAGACGACGCGGCUGCUGCUGCUGACCUUUGUGUCGAUUGGCGUCACCUUCACGUGGGGUGUGGAAAUGACGUACUGCACGCCCUACCUGCUCAACCUCGGCCUCACCAAGAGCAACACGUCGCUCAUCUGGAUCGCCGGGCCUCUCUCGGGCCUCAUAGUCCAGCCCAUCGUGGGCGUCAUCUCCGACGAGAACACGUCGAAAUGGGGACGCCGGAGGCCCUUGAUGAUUGCCGGCGCCGUCGUCGUCGCUGCCGGCCUCGUUAUCAUGGGCUUCACCCGCGAGCUGGUCGGGCUGGUGAUUGGCGAUGAUGAACAGGCCAGGCGCCCGGCCAUUGCGCUGGCCGUGCUGUCCAUCUACAUCGUCGACUUUGCCAUCAACGUCGUCCAGUCGUGCGCGCGGAGCCUCGUCGUCGACACGCUUCCACUCGAGCGGCAGCAGACCGGUGCCGCAUGGACCAGCAGAAUGUGCGCCAUCGGCCAUGUCAUAGGGUACGCGGCCGGCUCCGUCGACCUUGUCCAGCUCUUGGGGACCACGCUGGGCGAUUCUCAGUUCCAGCAGCUGACCGUCAUCGCCUCCGUGGCCAUGCUGGGGUCCACGGCCUUGACCUGCUGGGCCGUCACCGAGCGCGUCCUCGUGUCGCCCGAGGAUGCCAAGAGCCAGACCAUCCUCGGCGUGCUGCGCCAAAUCCACCACACCCUUCGCCAUCUCACGCCUCGCAUCCAGGCCAUAUGCUGGGCCCAGUUCUGGGCCUGGAUCGGCUGGUUCCCCUUCCUCUUCUACAGCACCACCUGGGUCGGCGAGACGUACUAUCGCUACGACGCGCCCGCCAAGGAGAAGCAGUCGCAGGAUGCGCUCGGCGACAUUGGCCGCAUAGGGAGCCUGUCGCUUUUCCUCUACUCAACCCUCACGACCGUCGCCGCUUUUGUCUUGCCGCUGCUGGUCAAGUCGCCCGAUGGCGAUGCCUUCACCCACCGACCGCCAGCAGCCAUUGCCGGGCUUGUCAAGUCGUGGAACGAGAGGAAGCCCGAUAUCCAGACGACGUGGAUGUGCGGACACUUUGUGUUUGCGGCGUCCAUGUUUUUUGCGCCGCUCGCCAAGAGCUUUCGCUUCGCAACCGCCCUCAUGUGUUUCUGCUCGCUUCCGUGGGCCAUUGCCACGUGGGCACCCCCGGCGCUCCUCGGCGUCGAGGUCAACAAGCUCAGCGGCGGAACCGAGAACGGCGGCGCGUAUCGACAAUUGUCCGGCGAGCCGGACAUUGAGCUGUCGCCCUUCAGCAACGGCAACGGCAGGCUGCACCCAGAGUCUGUGCUCAGUCGCACGGGCACGUCAAAGUCGUCGACGACGGUCGAGCUCUCGGGCAUCUACUUUGGCAUCCUCAACAUCUACACGGCACUGCCGCAGUUUGUCGGCGCCUUCAUCGCCUCCAUUGUCUUCGCGGUGCUGGAGCCCGGCGGAAGCCCCGAGCUGGCGGCGGACGCGAACGCGGACAAGGGCCCUGGCGACCGGACGGGGCCCAGCGCCAUCUCGGCGUGUCUGUUCAUCGGGGCCUUGAGCGCGCUCGUGGCGGCUUUUGCGACGCGCAAGCUCAAGCGCUUGUAG